Ilex paraguariensis (yerba mate) is the source of this 339-nucleotide messenger RNA. NCBI's taxonomy places the organism in Eukaryota, Viridiplantae, Streptophyta, Magnoliopsida, Aquifoliales, Aquifoliaceae. The record is from the annotation of a GenBank genome assembly.
AUGGAGAUGGAUGGUAAUACUUGUGAGAAAGAAGUUGAUAAUACAAUCAAUGUAGAAGAAAAAUUAGAAGAGACAAAAUUGAGAAUGAUGUUUAAUACAGUUGGCAAAAUAAUGGAGUACUACAUAAAAUAUGAUAAUGGCCUAGAGUUUUCCAUAAAAACAAGAACAUCGUCAAAGGGAGAUGAUGGAGAGCUAAGAUAUGUGACAUUUGCAUGUUCUCGCUCGAAAAUGUCAAAGUCUACAUCAAGAAAUGCCUUCCAAAUGCAUCUAAUCACCAAAAAUGACUGUAAAGCUAAGUUGAGAGAGCAACUACAUGUCCCGAAGGCAAGUGGCGAGUGA